Messenger RNA from Dothidotthia symphoricarpi CBS 119687, 580 nucleotides. RefSeq lists its product as uncharacterized. NCBI's taxonomy places the organism in Eukaryota, Fungi, Ascomycota, Dothideomycetes, Pleosporales, Dothidotthiaceae. The record is from RefSeq and is a predicted model, not a curated record. The transcript has a single exon. The coding region runs from base 196 to 528 and encodes 110 amino acids.
GCGAGUUGUAGAUUGAAGACCAUUCCGGGUUUGAAGUUGCCCAUGGAGGACCAGAAAUGCCGUUCGAGGUGAUAGUUGCAGCGGGGUCUGCCGUAGUUGAUUGCGCGAUGACUGGGAUGGCGAGUGCCGCGAUGGAGAAUACAGAAAAAAGCAUUUUGUUGCGAUGGUUGGGUUCCUUUUUUUCUUCUAACGUGGAUGCGUUGUCGGAGAAUGUGGGUUGUAAAUGUUGUUGUUGCUUUUUGCAAAGUAAUCCAGUAUUUGGCUUGGAAAUCCACGGCAGUAAUGAUGUUCGUGAAUGAAAGACAGAAAUUUACCACGCGACAAGCCAACCUUCAAAUACCAUCCGGAACGACGUACGCGGCCCUUGCCAUCAUCGGUCUCAGCUUGCUUACUUACCUGAGACCCGUCGCGGAGGAGAAAACUAAGCCGGAGGGGUCCCGCUGGGGCUCAUUGAUCAUUGCGAAGAUGGGCAAAAACAUUAUGAGUGCCCACUUACGCGUCAUAAUCGGCUUAGUCUACCCUCUAUAAGUCUGAUGUGCUGAUGGUUUGGUAAGACAAAAGUGCUAUUGGCUUGAGAACA